AUGCAAUUUAAAGAAAUCACAGCAUAUCUAGCAAUAACAAAACUAUUUUCAUUUUUUUCAGCAUUACAUUCCACAAGCAGUCGGAAAGAAAGCAAACGUGCGUCGCGUAGAGACUCUCACGUGUCAUCCCCCGAUACAACAGCAAUUGAUGGUUUUAUUGACUCGGGAGGGACCAUUCAUCAACGGCGAAGGGUAGGUAGACAAUCUGAACUAACCAAUCGUAAACCCGUAUCGGAUAUCCCCCCACCAUCGCUAUCUGACCAAUUCGGCUAUGUUGUUGGCAAACAGAGCGAAGACGAACCCUGCGACCUUGAGGAGAUACAACGCGGCCGUUGGAAGCGGAUCAUCCUGUUGGUGGUGGCGAUCACGGUGCACAACAUCCCCGAGGGGUUGGCUGUAGGGGUCGGAUUUGGGGCCAUCGGAACAUCGCCGUCGGCCACGUUCGAGAGGGCCAGCAAGACAAUGCCAGACCGGAUGUUGCCAGAGCAUCGUUAGCCUUCAUGGAUCAACAUCGCAUCAACCGUUUAUCUUGGCCAUCACGAUCGCCUGACCUAUCUCCAUCUGAACAUGUCUGGCACAUGAUAGGUCGCAGUCUCUUGAAUUUGCCACACCCUCCACAUAUUUUAGCAGCUCUUACUCAUGAAGUUGCAGUAGCCUGGAAUGA
This is a messenger RNA of Acanthoscelides obtectus, 664 nucleotides long. The record is from the annotation of a GenBank genome assembly. NCBI's taxonomy places the organism in Eukaryota, Metazoa, Arthropoda, Insecta, Coleoptera, Chrysomelidae.